AUGCUAUGCAAUCAACUUAUAGCAUAAGUUUAAAAUACAUUUAUUUAUUACUUAUAUUUAUAGUUAUUUCUAUAACUGUUUAUGUUGAUUCCUGCAUUCUCUCAAAUCUAUUUCAUUUAUUUUAUCAUUAUUAAAUGUCUUGAAAUAGUUAUUUUUCCUCUGUCUCAUUAAUUCAUUUGCUCUACAAACAAUUCAACUUUAAUAAAUCUAUUCUGCUUUUUAUGUUUAUUAAAAUUAUUAAAUUACUUUUGUAACGAAUUCCUUUUUGUACAUUCUUUCAUUACCUUAAUAAAUAUAAUAUAUCUUAACAAAAAAUUAUAAAGGAGUACUUUAAACCAUAAAAAAUAUACAUACACCUUUCAAUUUUAUUUUAUCUCAAACAUUUUACUUUUGAUUUUUUACAUCUAUCUAAAACUCUUAAAACAUUCUAUAUUUGUAUUGGUCUCUAUUAACCUCAUAUUACUCUUAAUUAAAUAACCAAAUUAUUGA
Molecule: messenger RNA, 489 nt
Organism: Tetrahymena thermophila SB210
Lineage: Eukaryota; Ciliophora; Oligohymenophorea; Hymenostomatida; Tetrahymenidae
Product: transmembrane protein, putative
Exons: 1
Source: RefSeq, a predicted model, not a curated record